Molecule: messenger RNA, 225 nt
Organism: Linum tenue
Lineage: Eukaryota; Viridiplantae; Streptophyta; Magnoliopsida; Malpighiales; Linaceae
Source: the annotation of a GenBank genome assembly
AUGAGCCAGGAUUUUGAGAUCAUCUCUGGACAGCUAGCAAUUGAGUUUGUGAUUCGAAUUUUUAUAUUCCUCCCUUUUCCGACAUUAAAUCACCAUUCCGACUCAAAUCAGAUCCUGAGAGCUGCGGACACAACAAGUAUACCCUCUCAUGUGAGAGCAAUACAACAGUGCUGUACCUGGGAUCGGCAAGAUACUAUGUAUAGGCAAUUGAUUAUAACAACUUGA